Molecule: messenger RNA, 1802 nt
Organism: Paraphaeosphaeria sporulosa
Lineage: Eukaryota; Fungi; Ascomycota; Dothideomycetes; Pleosporales; Didymosphaeriaceae
Exons: 5
Coding region: 1-1428 (475 amino acids)
Source: RefSeq, a predicted model, not a curated record
AUGCCUGCCACACUCGAGCCGAUCAAAGCCUUCAAGUGCACCUUCGCUGGGUGCGCGGCGAGCUUCGACAUGGAGAAGCAGCUCAUCAGCCAUAAGAAGAACGAUGACGAGCAUGACUAUUGCUCGAACUGCGAUCUUGACUUCGAGUCCUACGAGGACCUGGCCCGCCACAAGGCCUUCACACCGGACAAACAUGGCAAGGCCUGCCGCAUCUGCGGCGAAGAAUUCAAGAGUGAAUCGGGUCUCAAGCGACACACUGAGUUGUCCCACAAAGUGAAGCAGAAGUUACCCUGUAUCGGAUGUGGCGAGGCCUUCCCUGCUCCUGCGCUCCUAAUCGAGCACCUCGAAUUCGGACACUGUGAUGUGAUCUCAGGCCAAGCCUUUAUGGGUCACGUAGUUCACGGUCAUUUGGUCGCCAAACUUCUCGCAGGCGGUGAAGCACAUACGCGCUUUAUGCAGAAGAUUAGCCAGUACGACGCUUCCCUAGAUCAGGAGGAAGAAGGCGGCGUUGGCAUCGAGAACGUUCUUGAAGACGACCACGAAGACGCAAAAGCGGUCAACCACCCCGCCAUCCAGCCUGAGUGCAGCAAAGAUGAAGUUGCUCAUGCCGAGUCGUGGCCUGCUCUGUCUGCCCAAGGUAGCACUGCUAUCCGAUCAUCCACUGUGACUUCAGCCAUGGGCCGUAUGUCAUUAGGAAGUCUCGACGCCGGCUCAGGUAUUCAUACGAUGCAAAAUCCAACGGCACCGACACAGAACUCCAGACAUCAAGCAAAAGCAUGGGGCGGACGUUCGGCCAAGGAGUUGUUCCCGCAAGCGAAGCCCACACCGGCCCCAGAGAAGGAGUUUAGUAUUGAGGCCGUCGAUGAGAAGAUGGAGCACGACCACGGCGGCAACAUAUUCAACACCAGGUUCUGGGAUCCGCUGGCGAAGGAGUGGGAUCCCAAGAGGUUCUACAACGGCAUGAUUGAAAAGUACUUCUGCCCAUUCAUGUGCGAACAGUGUUUCGUCGACACCGCAGAGCUACGCGACCACAUCGUCGUAGACCACCGCUUGUCUCGGGCCAAAUGCCCGUAUUGCUUGAAGUACUUCGACAGUAUCACUGCGCUCAUGUGUCACUGCCAGUCGCGCGGCAGCAAGUGCCAAGUCAACAAGGCUGAUGACUUUGGCAAGUUCCUCAACCGCCUUACUGGCGGUUUCCUCAGCGUGCAAGAGAAAAUCCGUCCCGACUUCAUCCAGAACGAGACGGUCAUGGUCUAUAAUUCAGAGGCACGCGAGAUGGAGAAGUACACCCCACCGACAGUCAAGUAUCUGGAGUACACAUCAUCCAAGCCGAUGGAUUGGCGCAAACCUACCAAGGUCGCUGCACAGAUUGGCGGUGGCAGUACGUCGGGUAGCUUCAACUACAAGAACCAGCAAGCCCGUUGGUAGGCGAGGAUAUGGAAUCGGGAUUUAAAGGUUAAGGCGUUCGGGCAAAUGUGCGUUUUAAGAGACUGUUCCUCUUGAGUCUGAUGGGAGCACCAAGUAGUGCCAAUGCUCUCUUCCACCACAUUGCAACAUGCAGCUCCCCGUUGGAGAUACAGCAUGGGGCACAUGUGAAGUAAGGUAUCUUGAUAAAAGUUUCAUCUGUCAUCUCAGAUAGCAGCGUCAGUCUCAAGUGCGCUUCAUACAGUCAGGCCAGGUGUUGUGAUGACUUCCGUGCCCAAAAAGGAAAUGCACGAUGGCGCCCGAGCGCGGCGCUUUUCCAAGGGUCCGACCUGUUCCGCGCCUUUGGAUGGCAGAAAUCUCCGAGCAGAAGCUUGGAG